AUGCUCAUUCCACCUUAUCAGAAAUUCCUGAAGGAUGCUGUUCAGCAAAGAACCAGGGAAGCACAAGGGAUGGUAGUGUUGACUCGUGAGUGCAGUGCAAUCAUUCAGCGGAAGGUUAUCUCCGACAAAAAGGAAGAUCCGGGGAGUUUCACUUUACCCUGCAUGUUGGGACCCCUAUCUUUCAAAAACAGCCUCUGCGAUCUAGGAUCAUCUGUCAGCCUCAUGCCUUUGUCUGUAGCAAAGAGACUGGGAUACCACAAGUACCAAGCCUGCGGAAUCUCACUAGUCAUGGCAGAUAGAUCAAUAAGGUUACCAACUGGAAUGCUUGAAGACCUACCUUUGAGGAUAGGGAAUGUAGAAAUCCCCACCGACUUCAUUGUGCUUGAAAUGGAUGAGGAACCAACAGAUCCAUUGAUACUAGGAAGGCCAUUCCUAGCUACAGCAAGAGCAAUGAUAGAUGUCUGUGAAGGCACAAUUGAGCUAAAACACAAUAAAACUCCCCCCAGACUUAACUUGCACCGUCCCUGUAAUAUCCCGCAUCAGAGCCGAAUUUUUCCCGCACAAUCCCAAUCCCAAUGGUCCGGAUGGGAUGAUCAACUCUGCAGACGAAGAGAAGAUAAAGCUGUUUCAAGAACGGUAUGA
Molecule: messenger RNA, 642 nt
Organism: Microthlaspi erraticum
Lineage: Eukaryota; Viridiplantae; Streptophyta; Magnoliopsida; Brassicales; Brassicaceae
Source: the annotation of a GenBank genome assembly